CAUUCACGACUCGCAGUGCCGUCAACGGGUAGCCAGAAAUUAUGGAGAAUGUGCCGAGAUAACCUUGAAAUUAUUGUACAAAAAUAACUAAUUAUGUAACUAAUAAGGUGCACAGGUUGACGUUUCGUUGCAUUUCAAUCGUACGAUACAGAUAGAUCCGGAUUUGAAAUGCUAGUACCUGGAAGGUGUUUUGUACCUAGUCUAACUCACCUUUUGAGAUGCUCUGUCCGAUCUAGUCACAAGAAUUGGUUCAAAUUACACUCCGUUAGUUACUGUCCUUGCCAACAGAUACACACAUCAUACUUUUUGAACAUUAAAAAAGAGUAUAAAAAGUUGUACAAAGAAAAUGUUGGUCAGAUAGGAGUAAGACCUGUACAAAAUAUAACCGACUGUUUAAAUCCUAGUGAUAAUGAUAUCUCACAACAGAAAAGAAGGGUGAGCUUAGCUUCUACGCUGGUGAAUAAAUCUCCUGUUUCGAUACAGCCCUACUUAAGGCUUAUGAGAAUUGACAAACCAAUAGGAUCUUGGUUACUAUUCUGGCCUUGUGGAUGGAGCAUAGCGCUGGCUGCACCACCUGGUAUGAUUCCGGAUCCACAAAUGCUGGCAUUAUUUGGACUUGGAGCAUUUAUCAUGCGUGGAGCAGGCUGUACAAUAAAUGACAUGUGGGAUAGAGAUAUAGACAAAAGAGUCGCCAGAACAAAAGACAGGCCCUUGGUUAGCGGAGAAGUAACUCAGUUGGAAGCACUAGUUUUUCUCUCUGGUCAGCUCGGUUUGGGUCUUUCAGUUCUUUUGCAACUGAAUUGGUAUAGCAUUCUUCUCGGUGCCAGUUCAUUGGGUCUUGUUGUAAUUUACCCGUUAAUGAAAAGAAUAACUCAUUGGCCUCAACUUAUUUUGGGCAUGACCUUUAACUGGGGAGCAUUAUUGGGAUGGUCUGCUGUACAAGGUAGCUGCGACUGGUCAGUUUGUCUACCCCUUUACGUAGCAGGUGUUUGUUGGACAAUUUUAUAUGACACAAUUUAUGCACAUCAGGACAAAGUUGACGACAUUUUACUGGGAAUAAAGUCAACAGCAUUGAAGUUUGGAGAUAAUACAAAGGUCUGGCUAUCUUGCUUUGGAACAUCUAUGAUCAGCAGCUUACUCACAUCUGGAAUUAUGGUUGACCAAACGUGGCCAUAUUAUGUAGCUGUUGGAGUCAUCGGUAGCCAUCUUGCCAAUCAGAUCUACACCUUAAACAUCGACAACCCUACAGACUGUGCAAACAAGUUUGUAUCCAAUCACAGAGUCGGACUUAUACUAUUCACUGGUAUAGUAUUAGGUAAUUUAUUGAGAAGUAAAAAGAAAGAAACAGAAAAGAGUCAAAACAAAACUCAAUAUGCGAUAAAAGAAAGUAUAUAAUGUCAGAAUGUAAUCUCUAUCAGUCUCAGUCUAACUCUCUGAUCAACGGUUAAUUUAUACUAUGUGCCAUUGUAGUUUAUAAAAUGGUAUUCCAAAACAGAGUAAGGCUUGCAUGAGAUAAGUGACUAGUUUUAUUUCAACUUAGCCAUGUAUUUCGAAAUCAUAUACUAUUCAGUGGGAGGAUUUAUUGUCACAUUAUUCUUUGCAUUGUUGCAGAGUAUUUUUUCUGGCUAACAUAAUCUGUGAUUCUGUUGCACGUACGAAUGUAAAUAGUGAAUCCAAAGAUGAUAACUUAGGGUAGACAUAACGUUAUAUAUGAUACAAUGUAAAA
Messenger RNA from Diprion similis, 1726 nucleotides. RefSeq names its product 4-hydroxybenzoate polyprenyltransferase, mitochondrial (gene Coq2). Gene Ontology annotation, biological process: ubiquinone biosynthetic process. The transcript is spliced from 7 exons. The coding region runs from base 169 to 1395 and encodes 408 amino acids. The record is from RefSeq and is a predicted model, not a curated record. Gene Ontology annotation, cellular component: mitochondrial inner membrane. NCBI's taxonomy places the organism in Eukaryota, Metazoa, Arthropoda, Insecta, Hymenoptera, Diprionidae.